Molecule: messenger RNA, 1008 nt
Organism: Strongylocentrotus purpuratus (purple sea urchin)
Lineage: Eukaryota; Metazoa; Echinodermata; Echinoidea; Camarodonta; Strongylocentrotidae
Product: solute carrier family 28 member 3-like
Exons: 6
Coding region: 1-1008 (335 amino acids)
Biological process (GO): nucleoside transmembrane transport
Cellular component (GO): membrane
Molecular function (GO): nucleoside:sodium symporter activity
Source: RefSeq, a predicted model, not a curated record
AUGUUUACUUCGUUCUUCAAAAGGAACAAGUCGAUCCUAAAGAACGCCCUCAUUCUAGUACUGAUAUGUCUUUAUGCCGCCUACCUCAUCGUCGCGUGCAUCAAGGACUUAGAAGCCGCCAUCAUCCUCGUCGCCCUCACCGGCGUCACCGUGGUGAGGUGGAGACCAGUCAUAUGGGGACUUGUUUUGCAGUUUCUGCUAGGAUUCUUCGUUCUCCGUACCUAUGUCGGGUUGAUUAUCUUCGAGUGGCUCAACAACGUCAUCGUACGGUUGUUCGGUUACUCCUCGGCGGGGGCGCUCUUCCUCUUCGGCGAUGACUAUCGGGAGCAUUUCUUCGCAUUCGCUGUACUCCCCAUUGUGUUCUACUUCAGUGCCCUCAUCUCUGUCCUGUACUACUGGGGAGUCAUGCAGGUCUUGAUUCAAAAGAUGGCCUGGCUCAUGCAGAGAACCAUGCAGACCACAGCCAUUGAAUCCAUCAGUGCAGCAGGGAACAUCUUCUUUGGCAUGAGCGAGUCUUCGGUGAUGAUUGCGCCGUACCUGGAUGUAAUGACCAAGUCCGAGCUCCACGCGGUCAUAACUGGUGGUUUGGCCACGGUAGCGGGCGCCACGCUGGGUGGCUACAUCUUCGCGGGGAUCGACCCCUCCCAUCUGAUCGCUGCCUCGGUGAUGUCGGCGCCCGCCGCGCUGGCUAUAUCCAAGCUGGCAUACCCGGAGACAGAGCAGUCGAAACUCAUCACAGAGAGUGAUGUAGAACUUUCGAAAAGAACUGAGCGAAACGUAGUUGAAGCAGCAGCAAAUGGAGCGGCGAUGGGCAUAUCACUUGUCCUCAACAUCGCCGCCAACCUAGUGGCCUUUCUCUCCCUCCUUGCCCUCAUCAACGCACUCCUCGGGUACUUUGGAGGGCUCAUCGGUUAUCCUCGGUUGACCUUUGAGGUCAUGAAACGCAGCCAUCCGACCGAACGCGAUGACCCGGUGAUUCGAAGUGAGCAUCCGUGGUCACUGAUCUAG